AUGGACAAUACCCUUCAGGCCAUGUGCGCCUUCGUACCUACCACUCCAUUCAACGACCCCGAGUUCAAGAAAUCCACCCACAAAACCUUUGCAGACUGCUACCAGAUGCGAGGUUUUGUCGGAGGACUGUGGGGAUACGUGCUUGACGGCAAUGACACCAAUGGCGUUGAGCUCAGUAAUUCCGAGACCUCGCAAUCCCAGCCAGAUGACCCUCUCACCGCGACGCCGGAUCUGCUGAAGGACGAGGAACGUCGGCUGGCGUUGUAUUGUCUGGGUUGGGAGAGCAUAGAGCUUCACCAAGCGGCGACCAAAACGCCCUUGUUCGCUGAGGAGAUCGACAAGCUCGCCCCGUACUUUGGCCCAGGCACGGGCGCCUUCUAUGUCAGUUUCACCAAACACGAAUGA
Exophiala bonariae is the source of this 405-nucleotide messenger RNA. RefSeq lists its product as uncharacterized. The record is from RefSeq and is a predicted model, not a curated record. NCBI's taxonomy places the organism in Eukaryota, Fungi, Ascomycota, Eurotiomycetes, Chaetothyriales, Herpotrichiellaceae. The transcript is spliced from 2 exons. The coding region runs from base 1 to 405 and encodes 134 amino acids.